Eufriesea mexicana is the source of this 5980-nucleotide messenger RNA. It is a transcript of the gene Exn, whose product is annotated as Ephexin. Gene Ontology annotation, biological process: activation of GTPase activity. Lineage: Eukaryota; Metazoa; Arthropoda; Insecta; Hymenoptera; Apidae. Bases 1637 to 5980 code for a protein of 1447 amino acids. The transcript is spliced from 14 exons. Gene Ontology annotation, molecular function: protein binding; guanyl-nucleotide exchange factor activity. The record is from RefSeq and is a predicted model, not a curated record.
UUUCGAAAAACAGUAUCAUGGCUUAUGUCGCUUGGUCCGGUCCAAUAAUGAGAGACCAAGUCCAUGAAAACCGCCAGGAAAGAAUGGGGCCAACCUGCCACAUCAUCAUCCAACACUCAGCUGCGCAAGAAUGUAAGAAUUCUUGAAUACCUGAUGCAUCGUUUUACCUUUCCCUGACUUCGGUUUACACGAGAAUCUCUGCUCCUCAGGGCUGUGUUUGAAGAUACAUAGGAAAAGCCAAGACUCGAACUAGAAUUUGGAAGAAAAUGAAAAGAAGUCGAGUUUCGAAUGUCCGUAUGAAAAAUUUGGUUUGUCAGCAUGUACAUGAUAUCGUGAUACAGGAAUUGUUCAAUGGGCGCGUUCAGUAAAAUUGUUUCGGUCGAAUUAGUGAUAAAAAAAAGAACUAGAUUGUGUAUAAUAGGAGAGUAAUAAAGAAAGAAAUGUGUUAUAACAGGUUGUUGGUAUUUCUAACCGCGGAAUAAAAGUUGCAAUCAGUCGCGAAGCGAAAGUACGGAACUGGUAUAGAUGAAAGUAUGAAAACAGGGAGGGUGAAUAAUUCAAGGAAUACGGCAAUGGUUGACGAAUAGCGACGAAAACCGACGAAGACGACCGAUCUCGUGUACGCGGGAUUGUGCCCGCACCGAGGCAGAGCAAAACGGUUUAAAAAUUCACCGAGUAUGCAUGAUUUGUCACUCGAUCGGCGAAUCAGUUCAAUAGAUACGGUGUUGCUCGGAAGAGUACGCGACCAGCUAAUACUUAUACUCGUGAUAUAUUUGUCAUCGCGUUUGUAGAUCUUUCGACAAGUACAGUGUCGAUAAACACACUUGUAAAAGAUAUAUGUAACCGUGGCCUUGUUAACGUCAAGUUUAUGUUGUGUUGAGUGUUGUACGAAUUUUGUGAUUAUUAAACGAUACGGGAAGAGAAUCGAAGUGCAACAAUGGCAUGGAAUGUCAGAGAAUUCGGAGUGAAAUACUUAAAAUGUGUUGAAAAGCGAAUGAAAUACAGAUAUUGGUAAAAGAAAAAGGAAAAGAACAUAAAAAUAUUUUGAUUAUCGUGAUUGCGUUAAUCUUUCGUUUGGUAAACCAUGAUAUUUGAUAUAAUGCGAGAAGAACGAGUACCGGAAAGUCAUUGCGAAAACGGAACUGUGUGAUACGUCUUUAGGAAUAUUGCGCGAAGCAACGGCGGACAAGCUUAAUUAUCAUUAAUUCCGUUUGUUAUUAAUUCGAUCAUUAUUAAAUCGCGGUAACGAUAGGCUUAUAACACGUUUUAAGAAUAUCGACGUGAUUCGUUAGCUUUCGUUGUAAUAAAUUGUAUCGCGUUGAAAGUUUCUGCUGACAGGAAAGAAAAAACUGUUCGCAUCGAGUAUGCACGCGCAUAUUAGCGGUAUUUGAUAACGGAUCGCGUUUCUCUCGUUAUCGUUAGAUCAACGAAAUAGCGUCUUUGUAGGUAUUCUUAAUUAUGUGUAAAUUUUUUGCGUGAUCACUUACGGUAUAAUGUCAGGAGCAGAAAGAAAGCAGUGAAUGUAUACCGAUUCGCGUAAUUUGUAAUGGUCGCAUUUAAAUAACUAUUCUCUUUGAUGAUCCAGUGAAUAUUAACGUAUGAUAUACGACAUCGUGUGGUUGAAAUAAAUAAGAGAAUGAGUAUCGUGCCCAUAGCUAAUAGAAGUUUCCUCCACGGAGACCGAAAAUCAUCUCCGACUUCGGAAAAAAUUAUCUACGCGACUCUCGACAGUCUGGCUUUAAAGAGAGCGACAUUACCUCUGCAAUUGUUGCCCGUCGACGAUAACAACGAUACAACCGAAAAAGCGACUGAGCCAAAGAAGAAAGGAAAAAUCUGUACCGAAGCAACUGCCAAGAGAUCCAGCUUCAAGGUCGACGCCACAUGUCUCUCGUCGAAGCAGCACGCGAAAUACCUACUGGUCGUAUCAUCGUCGACGUCAGCGCCACAAAAGAGGGCGCAGUUGGACACCACCAUUGCAGAUUUCGAUUCCGUUAUCGAGCAAUGCAACGAAAAAAAAAACGGAAGAGAAAAUAGCGACUGUUUGCAGCGCGACAGUAUUGAUAACCACGAUAUCGAUGCUACCUUGAUAAGAGUUGCAGGAGAAAUCGAUGCAGAGUGCGAGAACGAUGACUACGGAGAAACUUAUUCGCGAGAAAGCAAGCAUAAUCUCGACCAUCGUUACCCUUGGAACGACGAAAACGCUACUUCCUUAUGUUGUAAGAAGGACGGAAACGAUUACGAGAAAAUAGAAUCGACGUUUACUACGGACACCUGUUGGUAUGUCCGAGAAGAUGCGAACGAAGAUGACGAAAAUCUGGAGAACGAGGAAGAUACUUUGUGCACGAAAAAUGUGUUCGUAAAGUCCAAGUCUACCAAUGAUCUGGCGAGCAAGGGUUCUUCGAACGUGAAACUGUUCGAUGGAAAGUCUUUAGUGGAAACAUUUUCGGAUGGCAAAUUAGCGGAAAGGUUGAUAUUCAGUACGGACUUUGAAUUCGCAAAUUGCGAAAAAAAGAAGAAACAUUUUGGUAAAAAUAUAUUGCAUUUUGUACCGGAAUAUUUCGUAAAGGGACCGAAAAGAAAGCAGAAGGAAAAGUGCAAUUCGAGAGGGUCGUUGAACUCGUUGAAAACGUUAUCAGUAGACUCGAAACUAGGGAUAAAUUCUAACACUAGGUACCGAUCGAGAAGUCUUUCUCGGGAGGAACUGAAAUAUCUAAAAAUCUCUUCGCCAACGAAUUUCGUUCAUGUCGCGUCUGCCACGAAUCCGAAUUUGGUUUCAAACGAAAAGACGAUCAGGUUUAGCUUAGAGCAAGUCAUAAUUACACACGAACAAAAGUGUGCCACUUUACCACUUCUGGUUGCAACGAGCGACGAAGAUUCAAUGGCUGAAAAUCGAACCGGGCAAUCGUCGAUCGCUAAAAUCGCCGGAUCGGUUCCUUUCGACACGGUUGUUGGUGGUAGAUCAAAGGAAGAAACUACACAAAAAACCGACGUUUUUGAUAUUGCAAACUUGAAACGCGAAUUGUUAUCCGAGUUGCAAGCACACUCGGCAAAAGCAUUGGAGUCAAGCCAGCAGGUGAAAACGUGCGAAUAUCGGCCAAAUGAACGCGAGGAGAAAACGUACGAAGCAACGUGUGAGUCGUCUACCGAGCUACCUGCUAAUUCCAGUUUUCUGUGGAGCAAUCGGACUAAGAACUUCCUUUUGGAGAACACGCGAUCAAUUACGAAUGAAAAUAUCGAAUGCAUCGAAGAUAUUAGUGGCGAAGUAUACGACGACGUAGGCCCGUUGAAUCUUAUCGACCAGGAGGACGAUUACGACGACGUGGGCACACCUGUAUUACGAAUCAAUGGAAAUCAUCGUAUCGACGAAUCUUCGAUUGCUUUUCAAGAUUUCGAUGAUAUUUAUGACGACGUUGUGGGUCCUGGCUACGCGGCAAAUGUUUUACCGAAUAACGAGACGGAAAUUCGCGAUAACGAGACGAAGGAAGCAGACAAAUUGUUCGUUACCAACGAAUACUCUAGUGUAGACGAAGAUACCGAUGUAAUGAUAGACAACGAUCGAGACCUGUACGAUGACGUUGGUUUACCAAGCGAGGAACGAGUCAAUAGCCUUUACACUGGUUCUACGAUGGGUUCGAUCUUAGGAUCGACUUGGGCAUACGGCAAAGAAUCCGAGUGGGAGGAUUUGGACGAUUCAACUACGACCGGUUCAGCUCAAUUCCCGAAUAAAUACUCUUCAUCUACAGAGACACAAGUCGUUUCGAGUAGAAAAAGAUCGGGUCAAAAAUGGUCCCGGAAGACAAGAAGACCACGAUCCUGGGUAUCAAGGAAAAACUUCAAAUCAUCGUCAAAGUCAGUUUCAUGCGAGUCUACGUACAAUGGCGAUGCAUCCGACGAUAGCACGUACGAGAGUCUUCAUUCCUUCCAGCCGGAGGAUGAUUUCAGCUCAAAUUCGGAAACGGAAACGGAAACGGAAACAUUCGACGAGAUGAAAGAACAAAAGGACAAAGAUAUUGAAACGGAGCAAAAGAUUCCGAAUCGAUUGGUAAUCGCGUAUAUGGAAGCGCCAACGAAACCGAAUCCUCCUCCACCGCGUGAAGUAAGUCUGACUCGAACUCUUGGUAGAAGAAUAAAAAUGCUUCGAAGAACGUGGAGCAUUACCAAAGGAAGUCUAGGUCGGAUGCGGAGGAGGACCUCGGUUGACGAUGAUCAUUCCUGCGAGGAAAACAAAGAAUCCUCCAACGAUCAUUCGAAUUUAGACAGUGGAAGAUAUUUUAGUUUUGCGAGGCAUUUUAAGAAAAACGUUACCGGACCUUUUUCAACUUUUUACUUGAAUGGUUACACUACGAACGACGACAACGAAUCCACAGCAACGACCAGGGGUUCGAACAAGGAACCAAUGUACAGCAAUACCAACAACGAAGUAGAUCACUACAGCGUAUUUACCGAUCAGGAACCUCUAUAUCAAUUUUACGCAGCAGCCACUGCUAGAAUAGCAUUUGAAUGCAACUCAGACGGUUACGAAGAGGUCGAGGAUAUGAUCCCAUCGCAAUCUACAACGGAUCUAGCAAAACCAGGAUAUAGAAUAUUAUGGUGCCAAACAUCGCAAGUUAUAAAUAAUGGUCUUUUACAACGACUAAGUACGGAAGAGAAGAAGAUCCAGGAAGCGAAAUUCGAGAUUCUCACUUCGGAAGCGUCCUAUUUGAAUUCUCUUCGCGUCCUGAAGAACGAAUUCCUCAACGACUGUUUGUUCGAUGAAAUUUUGACGCCGAUCGAAAAGGAUAAACUGUUUGGCGGUAUACCGAGCGUAUUGCAAGCAUCGCAACAGUUUUUAGCCGAAUUGGAAACCGUAUGGAGACACGAUCCAAUGUUGCACGGUUUAUCAAACGUAUUGCUUAAAUAUGCCGACAAAUGUUUAGAUAUUUACGUUGCAUAUUGUUGUAAGCAAGUUAGCAUAGACACGACACUCAGAGAUUUAAGAAUGCGGAAGGGUUUAAAAUUUGUAGAAACGGUCUCGCAAAUAGAAGCUCGUUCAACUUGUCAAAGUUUAUCUUUGCACUCUUUUUUAAUGUUACCCAUGCAACGAAUAACGAGGCUUCCUUUAUUGGCUGAUGCGGUUCUUUCUAAACUACCAGUCGAACACGAUGAUAGAUCUCACUGGGAAAGAAUUUUGUCGAAUUUGAGUUAUGUUGUUGCCGAAUGCAACGAAGGUGCCCGUGCCGCGGCGAAAGAAAUCGAGAUGGAAAAUUUAGCCAGAAAACUCGAAUAUUCCGUAAAAAUUAAACCGAUCGUAUUAAAAGGGAAAUAUUUGAUCAAAAGUGGACCAGUCGUACAACUAUCGACAAAAGCAGAUUCCGAAUAUAAACUUACGUUUGGAAAAAAAUUUAAUAAAACGCCUCUCUAUUUAUUAUUGCUCACGGAUUUCCUUCUAGUCGCGAAAUAUAAAUCCAAUACUCACGACGAAACGUACACCGUUAUCGAUGCUUGUAAAAGAAGUCUAAUCGCUUUAGAAUCAGUUCCCGAAGACUCGCCGUUCAGUGGACGUAAUGCAAUGUUAUUGACUCUCUUAGAAAAUCAUUCCGGACAUCAAAUUGAAUAUAUUUUAACAUGUGAAAGCGACACAGAAAGACAAAGGUGGUUAGAAGCAGUUUCGCCAUCGAAACGAGGACUAACAGGAGAAACUCUUUACGAGGUGUGGGAUUGUCCUCAAGUAGUAGCUUUAUAUUACUAUUCUCCAAAUCAACCAGAUGAAUUAUCAUUACAUCCAGGAGAUGUUAUAAACGUAUUUAGAAAAAUGUCGGACGGAUGGUAUCACGGUGAAAAAUUGUUAAAUGGUGAACAGGGCUGGUUUCCUGGAAAUUAUACGAAAGAAAUUGCUUCGGAACAUGUUCGCGCAAAAAAUCUUAAACAGAGACAUCGUUUCCUUAUGUUAAAUGGAAAUAUAUUGCAACGGAAAACAAAGCAACAAUCAGCUAUUAAUUAA